CGAUAUUCGAUUAUCAACUCGCAGUAUCAGCCAGCAGUAUAUUGGACGAAAAUAACAUAUAAAAGGAUUUAUUUUUGGAAACUCUGCGUAUAUUGUAACAUCGCAUUUAUAGCUAAAAAAUAUAAUUUUCUUAUUGCAAACAUAAAGAGGCUAAUCGAAGAAACAAGGAGACGGGGAAGACAUGGCUGCACCUGUAAUUGUGGAGGCGACUGUCAAACAGACAGCAACGCUUAUAUUUAUGCACGGCCUGGGAGACACCGGUCAUGGCUGGAGCAGCGCCCUCGCCGCUAUCCGACCACCUUUCAUGAAGGUGAUUUGCCCAACAGCACCAACACAGCCAGUUUCGUUGAAUGCUGGCUUUCGCAUGCCAUCUUGGUUUGAUCUUAAAACGCUGGAUAUUGGAGGUCCGGAGGACGAGCCCGGCAUACGUGCGGCACGUGAUAACGUACAUAGUAUGAUACAAAAAGAAGUAUCGGCUGGCAUUCCAGCCAAUCGAAUUGUGCUGGGAGGCUUUUCACAAGGUGGUGCGCUGGCUUUGUACUCCGCUCUAACCUUUGAGCAGUCGCUUGCCGGUGUAGUGGCCUUGUCGUGCUGGCUACCACUGCACAAGCAGUUCCCUGGGGCCAAGGUGAGCAGCGAUGAGGUGCCAAUAUUCCAAGCGCAUGGAGAUUACGAUCCUGUCGUUCCGUACAAAUUCGGACAGCUCAGCGCUAGUCUGUUAAAAUCUUUCAUGAAGAAUGUUACGUUCAAGACAUACAAUGGACUCUCCCACUCAUCGUCUGAAGACGAAAUGGAUGAUGUCAAGGACAUAAUCAGUAAAUGGACGCAUUGGGAGGUCGAGGGCCACAACAUAACUAGAAAGGCUCAAUGCUGCCACAUAUCAUAGUAUUGCCCAUAUAUGCAGUUCAUUCCACAAAAUCCCUAGUCAAGAAAGUCGUCGUACUCGUGCAGAUGUUCAACUAAGCCGAGU
Drosophila busckii is the source of this 970-nucleotide messenger RNA. RefSeq names its product acyl-protein thioesterase 1 (gene Apt1). The coding region runs from base 182 to 886 and encodes 234 amino acids. Gene Ontology annotation, biological process: protein depalmitoylation. The transcript is spliced from 5 exons. Gene Ontology annotation, molecular function: carboxylic ester hydrolase activity; palmitoyl-(protein) hydrolase activity. Lineage: Eukaryota; Metazoa; Arthropoda; Insecta; Diptera; Drosophilidae. The record is from RefSeq and is a predicted model, not a curated record. Gene Ontology annotation, cellular component: cytoplasm.